AUGCGAAUCAACCUGCUGAUGGUGGCGGGCGAGAGCGAAGUGGUGGAGAUUGAGACUGGCCGCAUCUGGGAACUCACAGGACGUGUCCAGGAGCGUUUCCCCCACGGAACGGUCUGCAGCCUGCGCUUCUUGCGCAACGGCGAAGUUCUGGACAGCACUUCGCAGCUUGCGGAGGGGGAUGAGGUGACUUUCAUACGUCAGGAAGCGCCCUCGGUGCGCUGCGUGGAAGGCGACCUUCAUUGGACGGAAGAGAACGCUCCCAGGUUGGAACCUCACGAGGCCGCCGCGCUGAUCUGCACCAAAGACCACGGCCCAGGAAACGCGGUCACGCGGCAGUGUGUGAAGUGCGCCUCGGACUACCGAAUCCAUUUCUGCCGAUCCUCCGAGAUCUCUGCGACCAUUCGAACGGUGGAGGUGGAAAAAGCGCACAUCGCAGUUGUCCACCGAAAAACGGGUGGCACGCACGAGGUUCGUGCAGGGGCAGAGAUUGAAGCGCAGAUCUCGCAUGAGAUGCAAGCGGAUGGUUCCCUGCUGUGCCGCAUUCUCUUUCAAGGGGGUUUUCCCUAUGGUGGAGAGUGCUAUGCCGAUGUGCAUGCGUUUCCGGUUCCAUUUGCGAUGCACCAAAUGUACUUGAUCGGAGGGUAUAGGUUACACCGACAUUCCACCGGGCGGCUCUCUGAUCUUGGAAAUCCCUUGGCAUUGACGCAAAAAGGUGCGACGUGCGCAGGUAGGAAGAAGUGCAGCCGGCUCCAUGUGAAGAGAGCCUUCCAUUCGGGACUCAUUGCCAAGGCGGCUGACACCCUGAAGAACCUCGGUGUGGCUGAAGAAUUGCAGGGAGUGGAGGUCAUCCCCGUCGCCUCAAAUUUGACUGGGCAGUGGCUGGGUGCAGCCCAGAUGAAGGAUGGGCAAUACUGGACCAAGCACAUGAGGGGCACUGUGCUCUGGCGCGAGAAUGCCGAGCGGCUCAUUUCACAAUGGAGGCCCAACAUCAUUCUGGAGGUGGGUCCUGGAAAUGUCCUCAGCACUCUAACCUCCAAGUGUGUCAAAUCGCCAGAAGGCUGGAAGCCGGACUUCCUGCAAUCCAUGCGUCAUCCCAAGGCGACUAAGACCCACGACGUGGAGGCCUUCUUGGGUGCUUUGGGAAAACUUUGGGAGGCAGGUUGCAACGUCAACUGGGACCAGCUCCACACCAAGGUCUUGGGCAACACCCGGCUCCCUCCACUCACACGACUGCCGGUCUAUUCCUUUGAAGAGACGAGCCUCUGGGUGAACCCGGAACGCAGCGUCUAUGUGGACUCCACCGAGGAUCCAGCACCUGCGGCGUAUGUUGCCAGUCAGGCGGUAUGGCGGCGUUGUGGCGGCCUGAAAGAUGGCCAACUUACGGUGCUCGUAAGGUAUGGAGACGAGCGGGAGACGGAGCCGGCUCUGCGGGCCUAUUGUUUGCCCUUCGCCAGUGGCUCCUCUCUGGUCUUCGCGCCUUGGGAGGAUGAGACGGUGGAAGUGGUGGCGAUCGAGUUGCCUGGAAGAGGAGCAAGGGCUGAAGAGGUGAUGCCUGAAGAUGAUGCUGGAGACGGUGCCAUGCUGGAGGCCUUGAUCAACGAGAUUUUGGCUGACUUGCGUGGCUGCCCCUACGUGCUGCUGGGUUUCUCCAUGGGCGGCGGCUUGGCCAUGGAAUUGGCGCUGCGCCUGGCGGAACGGGGGAAAGCGCCAUUGCCGCUUGCAGUCUACAUUGCUGGACGAAAGCCUCCGGCAAAACAACCUAGCGAUGUGCCUGCAAUCCAGAUGAGCAACGCUGAACUGGCGGCCUAUGCCUUCGCACCGCCGGAGGCGGCACAGACGCCCGAGUUCUUGGAACAUGUGGUGCCUUUGUUGCGCUCCGAUUUGGAGGCCGACGCACGGGCCGAGCGCCGUUUGAGCACCCGAGCCGCCCAACUUCAACCUUUGCUGCCUCAGAGUGUUGGGGUGGAACUGUUCUGCGGCACCAGCGAUACGGUGGCCCCCUGGACAGAGGCUCCUGGCUGGCAACGCUUGGUUGAAGCGCCAGUUGGCCUUCACUACUUCCCGGGAGGCCACGAAUUUAUGCAGGAUCAGCGGCCGAACAUUUUGGCAACGUGGCGCCGAGACGCUAUCGGCCGGCUACUGCAGCGGCGCACCAUGGAGGCUGCGAUGCUGGCAGCGCGUGGUGUUCCGGGCAUGCCGGGAGGCCUCACAUUGACACCAGCGACGCCCAAAGCAGGCGCCGGUGCAGGAUCAGCUGCAGGGCCAAAGAACGAUCUGCCGCUCUAUGCAGUGCGCUGGCAGCAAGCCACUCCUCCCAUUCCAAGCACGGCCAAAAACGCAGGAGGACACUUGGUGAAACUCACUAGCGAAGCAUUAUCCGAAGGCCAAAUCGCUGAUGCCAUCCAAGCCACGAAAAAUCAGCUACUUGUGGUGGCGUGCCAGCCCAUGGGCAACGUCUUCGAAGACUUCGAGGAGGAGCAACGGCUGGCCUGGUCCUUCGUGCAUUUCGUUCAGUGUUUGUUGGAGGCUGGAGUCACUGCUCGACUCCUGUUGGUCACCGCAGCUGGCACCACCGGAGCCAUGGUAGCUGGAGCCAGCAAGGCUGUUGCUAUGGAGGCAUCGGAGCUGAGGAUACAACGAAUCUUCGUUUCUCCCACGUGUCUUCAAGAAAUCUCAGAGCACGUGGCAUGGCUCAGUGCGGCGGCAUCACGGUAUAGUGAGGAGUCUGACCUGUGGUUCCGCGAGAAACCCGGCAUGGCCUAUGUGCCCCGCCUGGAAAAGAUGUGCUCCGCUUCCAAGAAAGCGCGCUGCAUCCAAGCGCAUGGCGUGGAUGGGGAGCUGGCCAGCUACGUGUUGACGGGCGCCACUGGUGGCCUGGGGAAGGCUGUUGUAUCCUGGCUGGUGAACGACCAGGGCCUGCAGCCCAGCCAGCUGGUGCUUCUGAGACGCGCAGGGUCGAGCAAGUUGGAGGGCGAUUUGGCUCAGUGCACUGUGAUCGAGGCAUCCAGGGUGGACUGCAAGGAGACGUUGAAGUCGGCGCUGGGGAAGGUCCGAAAUGUGACCGGGCUGUUCCAUCUGGCUGGGGUCUUGGAUGAUGGCAUCAUUGGAGGCAUGACGGAGGAGAGAAUCAAGAAGGUAGCCAAGCCAAAGUGUGGAUUGCUCCUAGCACUGCUGGAAACGGCAAAGGAGUUGGAUUGGCCUUUGCAAUUUGCACUGGGAUUCUCCUCCACUUCGUCCCUGUUUGGCUAUGCCGGGCAGGUGAACUAUUGCGCAGCCAACGCGCUGCUGGACCAUGUGUCCACCUGGGGCAUGCAUUCGGCGCAGGGAAAAGACCUGGCACCAUGCCGCAUCACCACCGUGAAUUGGGGUCCGUGGGGUGAAGCCGGUAUGGCCCAGGAAGGCACAAAAGCCUACGAACAAGCGGUGAAGGAGGGAGAUACGCCCUUGUCCACCCGCGCAGCGCUCAACUGUCUGGCGGUGGCCUUGUGUCAAGCCACACAGGCGUGA
This is a messenger RNA of Cladocopium goreaui, 3507 nucleotides long. Lineage: Eukaryota; Dinophyceae; Suessiales; Symbiodiniaceae. The record is from the annotation of a GenBank genome assembly.